AUGAGACCAGGAGGCUUUUGGCUGCAUCUCACACUGUUCGGAGCCUCCCUGCCUGCUGCGCUAGGAUGGAUGAACCCAGGAGCCAGCGGAGGAUGGAACGUGGGUGUGGGAGAGUCCCCGGCAGAGGAAUCCAGAAGCCUUGAUGUCACAAGAAGAGAAGGACUUUCCAGCCACGACGAGCAGCCAGCCUCCUGCGGGAAGAAGUUGUGCGGCCGCGGGAGCAGGUGUAUGCUCAGCAGGGAGACGGGGCAGCCCGAGUGCCGAUGCCUGGAGGCCUGCCGGCCCAGCUACGUGCCUGUGUGUGGCUCAGACGGGAGGGUUUACGAAAACCACUGUGAGCUCCACCGCGCUGCCUGCCUGCUGGGGAAGAAGAUCAUGACGGUCCGCAGCAAGGCCUGCUUCCUGAAAGGUGACCCAUGCACCAUGGCCGACUAUGCCCGCCUGAAGAAGGUCCUGCUGGCACUGCAGAGCCGCCUGCAGCCACUCCACGAAGGGGACAGCAGACAAGAGCCCACCUCCCAGAAGCGCCUCCUGGUGGAAUCUCUGUUCAAGGACUUCGAUGCAGAUGGAGACGGCCACCUCGGCAGCUCUGAGCUGGCCCAGCACAUGCUGAAGGAGCAGGACUUGGAGGAGGACUUCCUGGGUUGCUCGCCGGGUGACCUCCUCCGAUUUGAUGACUACAACAAAGACGGCCUGCUGACCCUUCAUGAGUUCUACACAGCCUUCCAGGUGGUGCAGCUCAGCCUCGCCCCCGAGGAGCGGGUCAGUGUGGCCACAGUGACCGUGGGACUGAGCACAGUGCUGACCUGCGCCGUCCGCGGAGACCUGCGGCCACCCAUCGUCUGGAAGCGCAACGGGCUGGCCCUAAACUUCCUGGAUUUGGAAGACAUCAAUGACUUCGGAGAGGACGACUCCCUCUACAUCACCAAGGUGACCACCAUCCACAUGGGCAAUUACACCUGCCACGCCUCCGGCCACGAGCAGCUGUUCCAGACCCACGUCCUGCAGGUGAAUGUGCCACCCGUCAUCCGCGUCUAUCCAGAGACCCAGGCACAGGAGCCCGGGGUGGCAGCCAGCCUGAAAUGUCAUGCAGAGGGCAUUCCUAUGCCCAGAAUCACUUGGCUAAAAAAUGGCAUGGAUGUCUCAACCCAGAUGUCAAAACAGCUCUCCCUUCUAGCCAAUGGGAGCGAGCUCCACAUCGGCAGUGUCCGGUAUGAAGACACAGGGGCAUAUACCUGCAUUGCCAAAAAUGAAGUGGGUGUGGAUGAAGAUAUUUCCUCCCUCUUCAUUGAAGACUCAGCUAGAAAGACCCUUGCGAAUAUUCUAUGGCGAGAAGAAGGCCUCAGUGUGGGAAACAUGUUUUACGUCUUCUCCGACGAUGGUGUAAUCGUCCUGCACCCUGUGGACUGUGAGAUCCAGAGGCACCUCAAGCCCACGGAGAAGAUCUUCAUGAGCUACGAAGAAAUAUGUCCUCAAAAGGAUGGGGACGCCACCCAGCCCUGCCAGUGGGCAUCAGCAGUGAACGUCAGGCACCGCUACAUCUACGUGGCCCAGCCCACACUGAGCAGAGUCCUCGUGGUCGACGUGCAGGCUCAGAAAGUCCUUCAGUCCAUAGGUGUCGAUCCUCUGCCGGCUAAGCUGUCCUAUGACAAAUCACAUGACCAAGUGUGGGUCCUGAGCUGGGGGAACGUGCACAAGUCCCACCCAAGCCUCCAGGUGAUCACAGAGGCCAGCACUGGCCAGGGCCAGCGCCUCAUCCGCACACCCUUUGCCGGAGUGGACGACUUCUUCAUUCCCCCAACAAACCUCAUCAUCAACCAUAUCAGGUUCGGCUUCAUCUUCAACAAGUCUGACCCUGCCAUCCACAAAGUCGACCUGGAAACGCUGAUGAUCCUCAAGACCAUCAAGCUGCAGAGCCACGGCUGCCUGCCGCAGGCCAUAGCCCACACCCACUUGGGUGGCUACUUCUUCGUCCAGUGCCGGCAGGACAGCUCUUCUGAAGCACCCCCGCAGCUGCUGAUCGACAGCGUCACAGACGCGGUGGUCGGACCCAACGGCCAGGUCACUGGCACCCCGCACACAUCCCCGGAUGGGCGCUUUGUAGUCAGCGCCGCCCCGGGCAGCCCCCAGCUGCACGUGCAGGAGAUCUCACUGCGCGGGGAGAUCCAGACCCUCUACAACCUGAAAGUGAGCCCGGGUGUCUCAGAUGUGGCCUUCCAGCGCUCCUUCACCCAGGGAGACCAGUACCAUGUCUACGCCACACUCGAGACAGAGCCAGACCUGCUGUUCCUGGAGCUGUCCACGGGCAAGACGGGUGUGCUGAAGGGCCUGAAGGAGCCCGCGCCCGCAGGGCCAGCCCGGGCCUGGGCAGGGCCCCGCAGGAUCGUGAGGGACAGCGGGCUGUUCGGGCAGCACCUCCUCACGCCCGCCCGGGAGUCGCUGUUCCUCAUCAACGGGAGACAGAACGCACUACGGUGCGAGGUGGCGGGCGUGAAGGGGGGGACUACGGUGGUGUGGGUGGGCGAGGUAUGA
This is a messenger RNA of Budorcas taxicolor (takin), 2532 nucleotides long. It is a transcript of the gene FSTL4, whose product is annotated as follistatin like 4. The transcript has 15 exons. Gene Ontology annotation, biological process: multicellular organism development; cell differentiation; regulation of BMP signaling pathway. Gene Ontology annotation, molecular function: calcium ion binding; protein binding. The record is from RefSeq and is a predicted model, not a curated record. The coding region runs from base 1 to 2532 and encodes 843 amino acids. Lineage: Eukaryota; Metazoa; Chordata; Mammalia; Artiodactyla; Bovidae.